AUGGAUGACUCUAAGAAGAAGAAAAAAUACUAUCAGUCUUAUAAAGAAGCAUAUUCCAAAGAAUUUUCAUUCAUAUUAAAGUCACGAAAAGGCGAUAAACAUGUCUUUUGUUCGGAAUGUGCCGUUGAUUUUAGCAUUUCUCACUCUGGUAAGGGUGAUAUUAAAAACCAUAUUCAAAGUGUGAAGCAUCAACGGAAUACUUCUGCCAAUGUGAAGAGCGAUAAAAUUAGUACUUUCUUCGAAAAAUCAGAUGAUUUAAGAACAAUACGGGCUGAAUGUUUAUUUACGUCCUUCUUAGUGGAGCACAAUCUGCCCUUAAGCUGCGCUGAUCACAUUGGACCUUUGCUAAAAAAGAUUUUUCCAGAAAACGACCUAGCAAACAGCUAUAGAUGUGGUAGAACAAAAUCUUCAAAUAUUGUUGGAGAGUUUGCUACCCAAGUGACCGAAAAAUUAAAGAUAAUUUUACGAAGACAGCCCUUUUCAGUUGCUACUGAUGGUAGCAAUGAUUAUGACUCAAAGCUGUAUCCUGUAAUUGUAACUUUUUUCAAUCCAGAAUCAAGAUCGGUGGAAAAUAAUUUAUUAGGCUUACCAGCUUUAAACGGUGAUAGCACCGGGGUAAAUAUUGGGAACCUCGUUAUAGAUCUUUUGAAGAACCAUGAGGUACCGAUUACAAAUUGCAUAUCUUUAGUGUCUGAUAAUGCACCUGUGAUGGUGGGGAAAAAGGCGGGUGUUGUGACUGUUUUGAGAGAAUUACAACCGAAUUUGAUUUCUGUUGGUUGUGCCUGCCAUCUUCUAAAUUUAGCUGCCGAAAAAGGGUCUUCAGUGUUACCGCUUAAUAUUGAUGAACUCCUCGUUGAUAUUUAUUUUUAUUUCAAAAGAAGUUCUAAGCGGAUUGAAAAAUUACGGGAGUUUCAAAGAUUGCAUGAUACAGAGGCAAAAAAAUUGUUGAAGCAUGUCUGCACAAGGUGGCUUUCUGUUGGGAAAUGUCUUGAUAGGCUUCUAAUGCAGUGGAAUCCCCUAUGUAACAUAACACAUUGCAACUGGGGUGUGCAUCCAGCGGCAGCAACCUGA
This is a messenger RNA of Parasteatoda tepidariorum (common house spider), 1071 nucleotides long. The record is from RefSeq and is a predicted model, not a curated record. NCBI's taxonomy places the organism in Eukaryota, Metazoa, Arthropoda, Arachnida, Araneae, Theridiidae.